Messenger RNA from Cornus florida, 1256 nucleotides. RefSeq lists its product as uncharacterized. Lineage: Eukaryota; Viridiplantae; Streptophyta; Magnoliopsida; Cornales; Cornaceae. The transcript is spliced from 6 exons. Bases 190 to 891 code for a protein of 233 amino acids. The record is from RefSeq and is a predicted model, not a curated record.
UUCGCCUUAUCAGCGUUUGUAUUUGGAGAGAGAGAAAUGCUACUCUCUCUCCUCCCAAAAGAAUCAUGCUAAGGUUCCGUGUCCCAAUCAUGUAGUCUAGCUAUAUAAAUAUACGUAUAUUUAGUUCUAUAUACACAGAUAUAGAUAUUAAUCCGUCGACAAGAAAAGCUUUGGGUGAUCGGUUCAACAAUGUACGCCGGAGAAGAGAAGACCGGUGAUUUCUACUCUGUUUUGGGAUUGAAAAAGGAAUGCUCCGCGGAGGAGCUCAGGACUGCUUACAAGAAGCUAGCACUGAGAUGGCACCCGGAUCGUUGUUCAGCUUCGGCAAAUUCAAAGUACGUGGACGAAGCUAAGAAGAAAUUUCAGGCGAUCCAAGAAGCCUAUUCUGUCCUUUCUGAUGUGAACAAAAGGUUUCUGUACGACGUAGGGGUCCACGACUGUGAUGAUGACGAAAAUGGAAUGGGUGAUUUUAUGAAUGAAUUGGUAGCGAUGAUGAGCCAAAACCAGGCCAAUGAAAAUGGGGAAGAGAGUUUUGAGGAACUGCAGGAGCUGUUUGAGGAAAUGUUUCAGGGUGACAUUGGGGCAAAGGCAUUCAGUUCAACCGCUCAGGCUGAAACCUAUUCUUAUACUUCUUACCAAUCCUGUGGUGAAAGCUCUAGCACUACCAGUAAGCGUAAUUCCUCUCAAAUGAACUUUGGGAAGGCCAAAGUUGAAGAGUCUUCUACUUUCAACGGCCAAUUUCAGGGAUUUUGCCUAGGGGCGGAACGUCAGGAAAGUACCCGGAGAGGGAGAGGAACAAAAGGAGGGAUCCCAGGAGGGGCCGGAAGUGGACGGAGGAAUGGCAGGAAACAUAAGGUUUCAUCUAGCCAUGAUGUAUCCUCCAAUGAUUAAUCAAGUGCAAUUGCUUGACAUUCAAUGUGGCAAAUCUAUCCUCAUGAUAUUGAAGCCUGAUUUAUGUGCAUGAAGCUGCAUAAUGCCCAGUCGAAACAUUAUCAAUUGGGAUCAUCAAAGAGUUGUUUAUUAGGCAUUUUGGCUCUCGGUUCAAUCACAACCGGUAGAGUCGAGCCUCGGACAAUGUUCGCGAAUCUUGUAUCACGUUUGGUAAUCUUCAAUUGCAAUGUUUUACUUAUUUGUGUUUUUCGAACUUUUUUUCUCUUAAUAUUUGUUUAUUUGUGUUUUUCAAACUUUUUUUCUCUUAAUAUUGCACUCAAGUUGUUAGGUAAUAUAUAUAUAUAUUCUGCCCUUCUUUUUAAGCA